AUGUAUCCCCUCGCCUGCGUAGACGGGUAUAAGAUCCCAGCGAGGGAGGAGGUGUACGUGCUCGACAUCAUCCCCUUACUACCAGGUCCGGCCACGAUCUCGUCGGACCAGAAGCUCUUGCUAUUCAAUCCUACAACGCUCAAGUCGGGCCCGCUCCUCAACCUCUCCACUCGCCAUGGCAACAUCACCUGUGCCAAGGCCUUCGACGUUGGAGGCGCUACCGUGUGCACGGCCGGAGAGGACGGCGGCGUGUCGAUGUGGGACUUGAGGCGGGAUCCGCGCCAUGCCGAGGUCGCUAGAUUGUCAGGUAAUCAAGUCCCCGUGUUAUCUCUUGCCUGCUCCAGCGCCGGGUUCUCCGUCGUAGCUGGCACCGAGCUGCAGGGCCACCAAGCCUCCAUCUUGAUAUGGGACGUUCGCGCAAUGCCGACGCCGAAGCUUCGCUACCAGGACGUCCACAGUGACGACAUCACAGAGCUGAAUUUCCAUCCUACCAGCCACGACAUCCUCCUAUCCGGAUCGACAGAUGGCCUCGUCAACAUCUGCGACACGCGGAUAGCCGACGAGGAUGAAGUUGUGAUUCAAACCUUUAACCACGAUGCCUCGAUCCACCACGCCGCAUUUCUCAACGACACUGAGGUGUUCGCCGUGUCCCACGAUGAAAAGCUGGCUCUCUACGACAUGGCCGAAGGUGCCGAGAAGGGAGCGGCGACGACCGACUUUGGAGACAUGAGAAAGGUCCUAGGCUGCCAGUAUAUUGCCAACAUCUUCGUCAAGUCUAACGGUGCCGGCGCGGUGAUCGGCGCGGGGACCCAUGAUCAGCAAGCGUUCGAGAUGGUCCACCUGACGAAGGGUCAGGGUUGGGACCUUGACCGGGAUAACAGCGUAGGCCUGCCCGGGGCGCACUCGUCGGAGAUCGUUCGAAGUUUCUGCUUCUACGAUGAGGCGCAGGUGGUAUUUAGCGCAGGCGAAGACGGACAUGUCAAAGCCUGGAAACCCAAUUCAUAG
Molecule: messenger RNA, 1005 nt
Organism: Durotheca rogersii
Lineage: Eukaryota; Fungi; Ascomycota; Sordariomycetes; Xylariales; Xylariaceae
Product: WD40 repeat-like protein
Exons: 5
Coding region: 1-1005 (334 amino acids)
Molecular function (GO): protein binding
Source: RefSeq, a predicted model, not a curated record